UAUAAAUCUUUUCAGUUGAGUUUGGAACGCGUAACCGUUAAAACGUGCAGCGGAAUUUCAAGUGUCGCGCUGUUGAAUUCAAAUUGAAGCGUUGUCGUUGCCGUUGUCAUUGCCAUUGUUGUUUUUGUUGUUGUUAUUAUUUUUGUUUAUUUUUUUUUCUCAAAUCGAUUGAUUUUUUUUUGUCGCCUGCUUGCCAUUCUCGGCUGUUGCUGUUACCGUUAGUUACGUUUUCGUCUUCGCCGCCAACAUGCAACGCGCACAACUAAGCUGCGUCCUGAUCCUGGCAUUCAUUGCUUACGCAAAUGCUUUGGCUGUUGGCACACCCGAAUGCCCCGAGAAGCAUGGCGUCCAGGCUUACGCCCACACCGAGAACUGUGAUCAGUUCUUCCUCUGCACCAACGGCACCUUGACCCUGGAGACCUGCGAGAACGGUCUGCUCUUCGAUGGCAAGGGCGCUGUGCACAAUCACUGCAACUACAACUGGGCCGUUGACUGCAAAGGUCGUCAGUGGGAUCCCACGCCCAUUUCGACACCUGGCUGUGAGUAUCAGUUUGGUCUGUAUGCCGUCUCGAAGGAAUGCUCCACCACCUACAUCAAAUGCGCCCACGGCGAGCCCCACGAACAGGACUGCGAUGCGGGUCUGGCGUACGAUGAGCGCAUCCAUGGCUGCAACUGGCCCGAUCAGCUGCUCGAUCACUGCAAUCCCGAGGCUGUUGUUGGCUUCAAGUGUCCCACAAAGGUCGAUCCCAAUUCGGUGGCCGCUCGCUUCUGGCCCUUCCCCCGGUUCCCCGUGCAGGGCGAUUGCCAUCGCUUGAUCACCUGCGUGGAGGGCUAUCCACGUCUGAUUAGCUGCGGCGAGGACAAGGUCUUCGACGAGCACACGCUCACCUGCGAGGAUCCCGAAUAUGCCAGCGGCAGCUGUGCCAACUAUGGCAAAUAGUGUGACCGUAGUAACUGCAGCUAGACGAAGAAGAAGAAGAAGAAACUGUUCAACAACAAAGCAGCUCACACUCAACUGUACAUAUGUAAAGCUUCGCUGACUCGCUCUUUCUCUCUCUCUCUCUCUCUCUCUCUAUGACACUAUCUAUAGCUAUCUGUAUAUCUAUCCGUCUCUCUCUCUCUUUCUCUAUAUCUUGUGCACCUGCUCUGUGGCUAUCCCGCUCGCACUUUGCUCUCAUUUCCUAGCAUCAAAUAUUGCAAUAAUUAUCGAUCAUUUAACAUAACUUGUUUUUUUUUCUUCCAAUUCAUAUAAUUUUUGUAUAUUUUUUUUAUAUAUCUUUUUUGUUACUUUCCAAUUGAGCUCUAUAUGCAAUAAAGUUUAAAUUUAUUUAUUGUAAUAUUUUUGAAA
Molecule: messenger RNA, 1348 nt
Organism: Drosophila mojavensis
Lineage: Eukaryota; Metazoa; Arthropoda; Insecta; Diptera; Drosophilidae
Product: protein obstructor-E
Exons: 4
Coding region: 248-940 (230 amino acids)
Cellular component (GO): extracellular region
Molecular function (GO): chitin binding
Source: RefSeq, a predicted model, not a curated record